AUGACACCUUGGCGAGCCACACGUCUCCUCAAUGGAGUACGAGCUCUAGUUGGCGGUCAAGGCCCCCCUUUGAUUCUCAUGCCAGGCUGGCCACAAACAGCAGAGGCUUUUAGUGGCAUCCUUGAGCCCCUUUCAAAAAAGUAUCAGUUUUUCGCGCUCGACCCUCCGGGAUUGGGUGAUUCGCUUCCACCCCUCAGCUAUGAUACUGCGAACGUGAGCAACAUCAUGGCCGAAGCUAUUCACGAUACCGUGAAGGAAAGACCGUACCACCUAGUUGGCCAUGAUGUGGGUGGAUGGAUUGCUUAUCCUUGGGCCGCUCAAUUUCAAUCAAGAAUCAAAUCGCUCAGCAUCUUGGACGCGUCAGUGCCGGGUUUCAUGCCCAAGUUUCAAUUUCCGCUGGAUCAGCAGACAAACAUGCGUCUUUGGCAAUUCUCAUUUCACGCGCUUCCAGAAUUACCUGAAAUUUUGACUCGCGGUCGUGAACGGGAGCUCCUGACCUGGUUUUUCAAUUUGAAGACGGUUCACACAGAUGCUUUAUCCGAAGAUCAUUUUGAACGCUAUAUCAAAGCAUAUUCAAGACCAGAAGCGAUGAGCCGGGGGUUCGAGUAUUAUCGAGCUUUCGAAACGAGCGCUAAACAAAAUCUGGAGUUUGCAAAGAAACCACUCAAUAUCCCUGUCUUAGCUUUGGGUGGGGCUAGCUCCGUCGGUUCGGGGAUGAUUCAUUUGGUUCAAAACUUCGCGAACAACGUCUCCGGGGGUGCUAUUGACAAUUGCGGGCAUUUCCUCCCCGAAGAGCAACCAUCUGCUGUCGCGCACAGGCUGCUGGAGUUUUUGGACGCCAACGAAACUGAGUGA
Penicillium longicatenatum is the source of this 855-nucleotide messenger RNA. RefSeq names its product alpha/beta fold hydrolase. The record is from RefSeq and is a predicted model, not a curated record. Bases 1 to 855 code for a protein of 284 amino acids. Lineage: Eukaryota; Fungi; Ascomycota; Eurotiomycetes; Eurotiales; Aspergillaceae. The transcript has a single exon. Gene Ontology annotation, molecular function: hydrolase activity.